Molecule: messenger RNA, 1157 nt
Organism: Cucurbita pepo subsp. pepo (vegetable marrow)
Lineage: Eukaryota; Viridiplantae; Streptophyta; Magnoliopsida; Cucurbitales; Cucurbitaceae
Product: putative membrane-associated kinase regulator 4
Cellular component (GO): plasma membrane
Molecular function (GO): kinase inhibitor activity
Source: RefSeq, a predicted model, not a curated record
UUGGUGAAGAAAGGAAGCAAAGGAAGAGAUGGCCAUUGGACAAUUCUCUUGUACCUACACAGAGGAUUACAUAGAAAUGGAUAUAAGUUCCUCUUCCAAUUUCCGUUAUUCUCUGAACUCUCCGCCUCAACCGAGAGAGUUCGAGUUCCAAAUGAAUGCGGUUUCACUUGGAAGAGAAACCGCGAUUUCCCCGGCCGACGAGCUUUUCUACAAGGGAAAGCUUCUUCCCCUUCAUCUCCCACCUCGAAUUCAAAUGGUCCAAAAACUCAUUCAAAACUCCAACGCUCACCAUGAAACCGAACCUUGCUUUGAAGAGAACUUCCAAAUCUCCUUCAUCUCGACCUCCUCCGUGUCCUCUACUAAUGCAAGUAUUUAUACCCCUCAUAAGUCCUUUAAUUUUUCGCCUGCCGAGUCGUGCAGGUUCAGUUUUGAGCUAAAACCUGUUGACCAUUGGACGAAUGCUGAAAUGGGAAGCUGCCAAGAGCUUAAACAGAAUAGGCAGUCCUCUUUGUUUCGUACGCUUAAGGCCUCGCGAGCAUACAUCCGGUCCCUCUUCAAUAAGUCUGCCUGUACAGACGAGUCCUGCGCAAAACUAGCGGAAAAUAGGCCGAAAAGAAAAGAAUUCGGCUCUAAAAGAGACCAUGUUACAGCUACAUUAGUUGACAAGGACAGAGUUAGAAGACAGAGGAGAGCCUCAUUCUCUGCUAGUAAACCUUCCUGUCCAUCCUCCGUAUCUUCCUCCGGUUCUUCCUCGUUAUCGUCUUCUUCCUCUUUGUGCUCGUCAAACGGGAUGUUUGAUCCACAAGUUCUUAAGAGAUGCAACAGCGCAAGCUCGGAGAUGGCACGUUCCAUCGAAGGAGCUAUAGCUCACUGUAAGCAUUCUCAUUUUGUAUAAUUUCACUCAAGGAAAACCCAAACCAAUGCUGAAGAACUCUGCAAGAAUCACAAACUGAUGGCAAUGAGAGUUUAUAAAAAAGGCAAGAGAGAAAGAACUACGCGAAGGAUUAAAGCUUGGAACUAUCUAGUUUGUUUUCUGGAUGUAAUGAUGUUGUUUUAUAGCUAGCAGUUGCUGUAAGUAAAAGCUCUUUAGUCCUGUCAGUCAGUACUAUUUUGUUCAGUUACUGUAUUCAUUGAUAUCUUCUUUGGCUGAUGUUGUU